Molecule: messenger RNA, 774 nt
Organism: Giardia duodenalis
Lineage: Eukaryota; Fornicata; Diplomonadida; Hexamitidae
Product: Tenascin-like protein
Exons: 1
Coding region: 1-774 (257 amino acids)
Source: RefSeq, a predicted model, not a curated record
AUGCUUUUCGUUUCUCUCGCAGCUUUUGCAUGGGCAGUCAGCUGUCCUGAGGACGAGGUUCUUAUCGACGAUCAAUGCAUCAAGAAGACGUGCGUCGGAUUCAACCAGCUCGAAUGCAUGGGAUACGGCAAAUGCAUGAAUGGCAUCUGUCUUUGUGAUGAUGGCUUCGUCCUCCAAGGGACAUUUAAAUGUAUACCAAUAACCUGUAUUGUCGAUGGCAAGAUGUGCCCCAAUGGCCUCUGCCAGCAAAACGUCAGUGGCAACUGGUACUGCGGCUGCAAUACCAACUACACCCCGUCUGGAGGGCGAUGCAUCCCUAACGAAUGUGUUACAGGGAUGUUUGAGUCGGGAGAGGCAGAGAUCUGUCAUACUCGGGGAGUUUGUGACAUUGAGAAUAAAGUGUGUACGUGCUCUUACCUUUAUGCAGGUUUCCACUGUAAUGUGUGCAGCGCAGAUGCAGAGGUGCUGGACGGGGAUACGUGCGCACCUUCCAUCUGCGUCCACGAGGACAAGUCUGGUCAUCGUAGCAUUUGUGGCGGACACGGAAAAUGCAUCAGGUACGACGUUUCGCCAUAUCCUGACGACUUUAUUUACAUGUGCGAAUGUGACGUUGGGUAUACAAAUAUCCUUGCUGAUAACUGCGUGAAUGACCACUGUGUUGACCCCGAGCAUCCCAGCAAGGAGUGCAGCGGCCAUGGAGAGUGUAAGGAUAACCGCUGUGUUUGUAAGGAUAACUAUGCUGGCAGCUACUGCGAAAUCAAGCACGAGCACUAG